GCGUUGAGACCGGCGCGAGGUCCCCGGAUGUGGCGAGUGGACGCGUUUCCGGCCGGGCCUGAGCGGAAAUGGCGGCGGCGGGGGCUGCCGCCCCUGCGAUUCGGUUUCUUGCCUUGUUCAGGCACGCUCUUGUAUCUCCCUUCGGGGGCAAGUCGAUGUCCAGGCGAUUCUACCGAGGUGACAGCCCAACAGACUCCCAAAAGGACAUGCUUGAAAUCCCUUUGCCCCCAUGGGAAGAGCGAACAGAUGAACCAAUUGAAACCAAGAGGGCCCGCCUGCUUUAUGAGAGCAGGAAGAGAGGCAUGCUAGAGAACUGCAUCCUUCUGAGCCUCUUUGCCAAGGAGAAUCUCCACCAGAUGACGGAGAGGCAGCUGAACCUCUAUGACCGACUAAUCAAUGAGCCUAGUAAUGACUGGGAUAUCUACUACUGGGCAACAGAAGCAAAGCCAGCCCCCGAGAUCUUUGAAAAUGAAGUCAUGGCAAUGCUGAGGGACUUUGCCAAGAACAAGAAUAAAGAACAGAGGCUGCGGGCCCCAGAUCUCGAGUACCUCUUUGAGAAACCAACCUGAGCUCUGUUCUGGUCUGGCCCGGUCCAGGAGCAGAACCUAAAAGGACAAACAUUCAACCCUAUUCAUGGCUGCCAGUGCACAGUGAAAUCCUCACCUGCUGCUUCCUGCCACCGAACCGAGCUGUCAGGCCUGCCCAGCCACUGGAAGGCCCCAUUCACAAAGCAUGUCACUUCUUAUAAAAGGGCUCCUUGUAUCUCA
Gracilinanus agilis (Agile Gracile Mouse Opossum) is the source of this 767-nucleotide messenger RNA. It is a transcript of the gene SDHAF2, whose product is annotated as succinate dehydrogenase complex assembly factor 2. Gene Ontology annotation, cellular component: mitochondrion. The record is from RefSeq and is a predicted model, not a curated record. The transcript is spliced from 4 exons. NCBI's taxonomy places the organism in Eukaryota, Metazoa, Chordata, Mammalia, Didelphimorphia, Didelphidae. Gene Ontology annotation, biological process: tricarboxylic acid cycle; protein-FAD linkage; mitochondrial electron transport, succinate to ubiquinone. Bases 69 to 569 code for a protein of 166 amino acids.